Molecule: messenger RNA, 1783 nt
Organism: Prunus avium (sweet cherry)
Lineage: Eukaryota; Viridiplantae; Streptophyta; Magnoliopsida; Rosales; Rosaceae
Gene: STN8
Product: Protein kinase superfamily protein
Biological process (GO): protein phosphorylation
Molecular function (GO): protein kinase activity; ATP binding
Source: RefSeq, a predicted model, not a curated record
UGCUGGUUCUCUCCCACAAAACAAAAAGUUCAUAGUUCACAACAUAACCUCCAUAACGACUACAACCAUGGCUUAUCUGCCCUCUCCAAGUCUAACAACACUUAAACACAAUCCUAACCCUACAUGCUUCUCUCCUUUAAAACCCACUUCACCUGACCAUCUUUGCUUCUUCACAACCCAAUUCAAAAGCCACCCUCAUAGAUGCAAUGCAUUCUUUGGUGACAAUAUCCCUGGAAAUGUUUUGGAGACGACUCUCCAUUUGGACCAAUUUCCUCCUUUUCAAUAUGGUUACAUGCAGUUUCAAACAGCUACAGAGGAACUCUCAGAAACACAGAAGUGGGGUUUCCUGAUUUUUGCGGGGAUUACAUGGAUAUACUUAACUGCAAGACCAGGUAUUCUCAUAGGUGCCAUUGAUGCAUACCUUCUUGCUCCUCUGCAAUUGGGUUUGGAUAGUUUGAUUGGAAGGAGAAGGUUGAAGAGGACUGAUUUUGUGAUUGGGGACAAGUUGGGAGAAGGGUCUUUUGGAGUUGUUUAUUCUGGUGCGGUUGUUCCAAAGAAUGUUAAUGUUGAAGAGACGGUGCAGAAAAGAGGGAGGGGUAGAGCUCCACAGUUGGAUGAGAGGUUCAAGGAGAAGGUCAUCCUCAAGAAGGUGAAGAUUGGAGUUCAAGGGGCUGAAGAAUGUGGCGAAUUCGAGGAGUGGUUCAAUUACAGGUUGUCUAGAGCAGCACCUGAAACAUGUGCUGCGUUCCUGGGAAGUUUUGUUGCUGAUAAAACAAGUUCUCAAUUUACAAAGGGUGGAAAGUGGCUUGUUUGGAAAUUCGAGGGAAACCAAACUCUUGCCGAUUACAUGAAAGAUAGGAAAUUCCCUUUUAACUUGGAGUCUGUCAUGUUCAGACGUGUCUUGCAAGAUGUAGACUCUGUCAAACGCAGUGCAUUGAUCAUCAAGCAAAUAAUGCGUCAAAUUAUUACUUCGCUCAAGAAAAUCCAUGACACAGGCAUUGUUCACCGGGACGUAAAGCCAGCAAACUUAGUAGUGACAAGAAGGGGACAAAUCAAGCUCAUAGACUUUGGGGCAGCCACAGACCUCAGAAUUGGAAAGAACUAUGUACCAGACCGUACCCUGCUAGAUCCUGACUUUUGUCCUCCUGAACUAUAUGUGCUCCCAGAGGAAACGCCAGUUCCUCCUCCAGAGCCCAUUGCUGCAUUUCUUUCUCCAAUUGUUUGGCAGCUGAACAGUCCUGACCUCUUUGAUAUGUACUCUGCUGGAAUUAUACUAUUGCAAAUGGCAGUACCAUCCUUAAGGUCUUCAGCAGGGUUAAAGAAUUUCAAUUCAGAAAUAAAAACAGUUAAGUAUGACUUGAAUAAAUGGAGGGACUAUACUCGGUUGAGGCCUGACUUGUCACUUCUUGAUCUCGAUUCGGGUAGAGGGUGGGAUCUGGCCACAAAGCUUGUUUCAGAGAGAGGUUCCCUUAGAAGGGGGCGUUUAUCAGCUGCAGCUGCUCUGAGGCAUCCUUAUUUCUUGUUAGCUGGUGACCAGGCAGCUGCAGUUCUUUCAAAAUUAAGUUUUAUCAAAUAGUGAGCUGCUUCAAGAUCAUCUCAAGAAUGGAGAGACUCACAAACAUGCAAGCCUUUGCCUGCUAGUUCAUGGUCUUUGCCAUUUUUGCACCGGGUGACCUAGGGGGUUUGCUUCCAAUUUAACAGGCCAGUGGACUGUGGAUGCAAUACAAGAGAUUACCAAUUUUAUAAAUGUUUUUCGUUGCCGAUGAUAUUAAUUUAUAGCAGA